Molecule: messenger RNA, 2079 nt
Organism: Lasiosphaeria miniovina
Lineage: Eukaryota; Fungi; Ascomycota; Sordariomycetes; Sordariales; Lasiosphaeriaceae
Product: armadillo-type protein
Exons: 2
Coding region: 1-2079 (692 amino acids)
Biological process (GO): regulation of translation
Cellular component (GO): nucleolus
Molecular function (GO): mRNA binding
Source: RefSeq, a predicted model, not a curated record
AUGGCACAAAAAACGACUGCGCCCGCCACAAACACGAAACGAAAAGUCGGUUCGAGCGAAAAGUACAACAGUGGCAGCCGAGCCAAGAAAGCGAGAACCGAACCUUUGAAGAAGAAGGCCAGCUCCGACGACAGCGACUCGUCAGACUCGGUAGACGACGGCGGCGCAGAGGUAGACUCACUGCCGCCGCGCGCCAGGGCGGUCCAGGAAGUAGAAAGGGCCAAGGCGGCUAGCAAUGGCUCGGGAAAGACGGCCGAGACAGGCUUGAGCGCUAAAGAGUCGCACGCAAAGCAGAAGCAACUAGCUCUGGAACGCAGGAAUGCGAAGCCACUGGCCGACGAGCUACAGCGGACCAAGAAGCUGUGGGAACGCCUACGCCGGAAGUCCCAUGUGCCCAAGGAGGAGCGCCAGCAGCUCGUUGACGAGCUGUACGGCAUAAUCACAGGGCGCGUCAAGGACUUUGUGUUAAAGCAUGACGCCGUGCGUGCCGUACAGACAGCCAUCAAGUACUCCACCCCGACCCAGCGGAAGCAGAUUGCCAAGGAGCUCCAGGGAACCUAUGCGCAGCUUGCUGAGAGCAGGUAUGCCAAGUUCCUGAUCGGGAAGCUUCUUGUACAGAAUGACGCCGAGACCCGGGAUAUGAUCAUUCCCGAGUUCUACGGCAAGGUGCGGAAGCUCAUCAACCAUUCCGAGGCUUCUUGGAUCCUCGACGAUGUCUACCGCGGCGUCGCCACCAAAGAACAAAAGGCCCAUCUGCUGCGCGAGUGGUACGGGCCGGAGUUCGCCCUGUUCAGACAGCCUGACAAUACCAACGCCACUGCCGAUCUUUCUGAGAUUCUUGCCAAGGAGCCCAGCAAGAGGGCGAUUGUGCUGAAGUACCUCUGCGACAUGACAAACGGCCUGAUACAGAAGAAGUUGACGGGCUUCACCAUGCUCCACGAUGCCAUGUUGCAGUACUUCCUGAACCUGAAGCCCGAGAGUGAGGAGCUGAAAGAAUUUAGCGAGGUCGUCCGGGGAGAUGAUAACGGCGACUUGCUCAAAAAUAUGGCCUUCACCAAGUCGGGUGCCAGGCUGGUGUGCUUGCUGCUGGCGCACGGAGGUGCAAAGGAUCGCAAACAGAUCCUCAAGACCUUCAAGGAUGCGUUCCAAUCCAUGUGCGGCGAUGCUUAUGGCCACAUGAUCAUUCUGGCCGCGUACGACCUCAUUGACGAUACCGUGCUCACGUCCAAGACUAUCUUCCCCGAGAUUCUGGGCAAGAGCGAGGAGAAGGAUACGCACAACAUUCCGUUUCUGGCCAAUGAUCUCAACGCGCGUAUAACCAUCUGCUACCUAUUUGAGGGACAGUCCAAAUCCCUGUUCCCAUCCAGCCAUGCCAGUGACCUGGAGAUCCUGAAUGAGAUCCACGAGAUCAGAAAGACGACAAGCAAAAAGGACCCCGAAAUUCGGCACAAGGAGCUGGUGGCGGCAUUGUCCGCACAAUUACUGGCGGCCGUUGCUUCGUCGCCCUCUGACCUGGUGCAGACAUCCUUUGGCUGCCAGUUCGUCACUGAUGUCUUGUUGUCUGCACAAGGCGAUAAGACAAGCGUCUUGGAAGCGAUUGCCUCAACUGCGGCUAGUGACUUGACGCCGGUGGUCUCGGAGGAUGCCUUAGUCCUACCAUUGCCUCACAUCUCCCUCACCCCUCAUGGUGGCAAGAUGUUUAGGACUCUUAUUGCUGGCGGUAGAUUUGACAAGGAAGCCGGCGCCGUCAAGCGUAUUGAUCCGCCGCUCAACUUUGCCGACAUCCUGUAUCCUGUCAUCAAAGAACAUGUUGUACAGUGGGCGGCUGGGCCUAGUUCGUUCACAGUGUUGGCGCUACUCGAGGCGCCUGACUUUACCUCGAAGCAGGAACUUUUGAAGACACUUCGCUCGGAAAGAAAGACUCUGGAGAAGGCGGCAGUUGAAGAGACGGCGAAUCAAAAGGCAAAGGCCGAGGCCGACAAAACAAAGCCGAAGGGGGCUCGUCGUCCCAAACAAGGCCAGUCGAAAUUGGGGGGUAACCAAGGGACAAGGUUGCUACUUGAGAAGCUGGGCAACUAA